Messenger RNA from Phalaenopsis equestris, 2460 nucleotides. Its product is annotated as DEAD-box ATP-dependent RNA helicase 50. The record is from RefSeq and is a predicted model, not a curated record. The coding region runs from base 120 to 2321 and encodes 733 amino acids. The transcript has 9 exons. Gene Ontology annotation, molecular function: ATP binding; nucleic acid binding. Lineage: Eukaryota; Viridiplantae; Streptophyta; Magnoliopsida; Asparagales; Orchidaceae.
CUAAGGCCUGGUUGGGCAGGAUAAGGUCCAUAGUGUGGUCGAGAAGCUUUUGGCUCAAGGGAGAUGAGGGUGAAGUGAAUGAAGAAGAAGACGAAGAGGAACAGAGUUCGACCAUCUCUAUGCCGUCUGCUAUCUCCUUAACGCCAGUACCGGCGUCGCCGGCGUUCAUUUCCCCAUCUCUCUCCUCCUCCAGUGGAACCAGCAACUUUCCUUUACUUCGUCGCUUCCUGCCUUGUAAAAUCUCCGAUCAAACUGUGACGGCAUGGACAUCGGCUCCUUCAGUCGAUAUGAAGGCCGUGAUUGGGGGAGAAAACUGCAUCUCACAUCACGAACACGUUAGGAAGGAGGGAACGAAAUGCAUUGUUGAGCCACUUAAAACAUCCUUUUUACAGAAAUUUCCUUUCAGUGCCCAAUCAGCUCCUUUUAAUUCCAAUCAAGUUUCACCUAGUGCUGUCCACCAUUGCUGCGGGCGGAGGAAGCUUUCUGUGAUGGAGGCAUACCAGCAGAUUCCAAUGGACACAGCCGGUGCUUACCGCCUCAUUGAUGAUGAGACUGGUGAGAGUUUGAUAGUUUGGGGUGGUGUUGAUGGAAACUUCCCUAUCCCUCCCAAAAAAGCCAUGUCCUCAAAACCAGAGCAUAACCCUAGAGAAGGAGGUCAGAAGAUUGUAUCUAGCUCUCUUGCAAGUUUCAGUAGAUUGAAGGUCCCCAAAAUAAGGUCAUUGAUAAAGAACUCCUUACAGGUUGGUGAUGACAGCAGUAUUAGCUCCAUUAAAGCUUUUGCUACGCAGUUGGAUGAAGCAAAAUCUGUGGAUUUAUGCAUGGACUCCGCUACUGAUAGAGAACCGGAGGGCUUUCCAUUACCAAAUGCGAGACAACGAAAUAAGAGCUCUAGGGACACCCUUACGAAGGAAUUAGGUCCUACAGAUGCACACGAGUUUUCUUUUGGGGUAAAUUCAUCUUUCAGAAAAUGGAAGGAUGCCGAUUCCACUGAAAGCAUCCGUCCAUCCAGGAAGAAAAUUCAUAAAAAGUUACCCGCUGAUAGUGGAUUCUUUAGUAGGAAGAGCUUCAGAGAUUUGGGUUGCUGUGAUUUUAUGAUUGAAACUCUCUGGAAACAGUCUAUCAUUCGCCCCUCAAAUAUUCAGGCCAUGGCUUACAGUCCUGUUUUAGAAGGUAAAAGUUGCAUCAUUGCUGACCAAAGUGGGUCUGGGAAAACAGUAGCAUACCUUGCUCCAGUGGUACAGCUCCUAAGAGAAGAAGAACUGGCAGGUUUAGGUAAAUCUUCAUCAAAGAAUCCUCGAGUUGUGAUAUUGGCACCAACAGCCGAAUUAGCUUCCCAGGUGCUUCAAAAUUGCCGUUCAAUGGCAAAAUCUGGCAUUCCAUUCAGAUCUGUGGUUGCAACCGGGGGUUUUCGACAAAAAACUCAGUUGGAAGCCCUAAAUCAAGAGCUGGAUGUCCUCAUAGCCACACCUGGCCGCUUUAUGUUUUUAUUGCAAGAAGGCCACGUUCUGUUAAACAACCUGAAAUGUGUUGUUCUAGAUGAAGUUGAUAUUCUGUUCGGCGACGAGGACUUCAAACCGGUGCUCCAAAGUUUCAUCAGAUCUGCACCAAUGACUGUGCAGUAUCUCUUUGUCACUGCAACUCUUCCUGUGGAUGUCUACAACAAAUUAAUCGAAAUAUUUCCAGACACUGAAGUAGUGAUGGGGCCUGGGAUGCAUCGCACCAGCUCUAGGCUAGAUGAGUUGUAUUUGAUUCAGGUUCUUCUGGACUGCAGUGGAAUAGAUGGAGAGGAAAAGAAUCCAGAAACAGCUUUCCAAAACAAGAAAACUGCUUUGCUGCAGCUUGUGCAAGAAUCUCCAGUUCCAAAAACUAUCAUAUUCUGCAACAAAAUUGAGACAUGCAGGAAGGUUGAGAAUGCCUUUAAACGCUUUGACCGACAAGGGAUUCGCUCGAAGAUAUUGCCCUUCCAUGCUGCCUUGGCUCAAGAACUGAGGCUCUCAAACAUGGAGGAAUUCCUCAAAUCUGAAUCAAAGGAACCAAUGUUUCUCAUCUGUACUGACAGGGCAUCAAGAGGCAUUGACUUUGCAAAUGUGGAUCAUGUGGUGCUGUUUGACUUUCCUCGGGACCCGAGUGAGUAUGUCCGGCGAGUCGGGAGGACAGCUCGAGGGGCCAUGGGAAGGGGUAAGGCAUUUGUGUUUGUGGUUGGGAAGCAGGUUCGUCUGGCUAAGAUGAUCAUUGAGAGGAACCAGAAGGGGCAUCCUUUGCAUGACGUGCCAGAAGCUUAUGAAUUGCAAAGCCGAGUGUUACAGGCUUCAGAACAGUAACAGCUUUUGAAUAUGAGUUGGGUUUUUAUGAUGAAUUUUGAUAUUUGAGUGAGAAUUUGAAAAAUGGAUGAAAAAGUCUGCUAGAUUUGUAAAUAGCAAUGUUUCAGGACCUUUAUAUGUAAACAGUCCCUUUUUUUUA